CCUAUUGUCUCCCUCUCUCUCUCUUUCUUUAAAAAAUAACAAUGGCCAGAGUAAUUGAUCCCAGCAGUCUUGCUAACCUCGAUGAGGUGCGUACCAACCACAUUCACAUGAACUGGACUAUUUCUUUUGACCAAAAGAAAAUUGGUGGUAACGUCGUCUUGGAUAUUGUUACUUUGGUGGAUAAUGUCGACAAGGUCGUUUUGGACACAAGUUACCUUGAUUUACAAGCUGUUUCUCUCAACGGUGAACCUCUUCAAUACACUGUUGCUGAACGUCACCUCAGUCUUGGUUCUGCAUUAACCGUGUCCAUUCCUACUAUCGCCAAGGCAGGUACGGAAUUCCAACUCAAGGUCGAGUACUCUACUACCGACAAAUGUACUGGUGUUCAAUACUUGGAACCCGAACAAACUGUUGGUAAGAAGCAUCCCUAUUUAUUCUCCCAAUGUCAAGCUAUCCAUGCUAGAUCCAUGUUGCCUUGUAUGGAUUCACCUUCCAACAAAUUGACCUAUUCCGCUGCUGUCAAGUCUGCUUUACCCGUUGUCAUGUCUGCUCUUUUGUCCUCUGUCGAUGAUAAUGGAGAUAAUACCAAGACCUAUAACUUUAAGCAAGCUACCACUAUUCCUUCUUACUUGAUUGCUGUCGCUGCUGGUAAUUUGGUUGGCCGUGAAAUCGGUCCUCGUUCUACUGUCUGGUGUGAACCUGAGGUUGUUGAUCAAGCCGCUUGGGAAUUCGAUGACACCGAGAGAUUCAUUGCUACCGGUGAAAGCCUUUUGACUCCUUAUGAAUGGGGACGUUAUGAUCUUUUGGUCUUGCCUCCCUCUUUCCCUUAUGGUGGUAUGGAGAAUCCCUGUUUAACUUUUGUUACACCUACUCUUUUAGCUGGUGAUAAGAGUGCCGUGGAUGUGGUUGCUCACGAAAUCGCACAUAGUUGGAUGGGUAACUUAGUCACUACAUCUAACUGGGAGCAUUUCUGGUUAAAUGAAGGUUGGACCGUCUUUAUCGAAAGAAAGAUUGCCGCUCGUCUUCACGGUGAAGCUGAAAGACAAUUUAGUUCCAUCAUUGGAUGGAAGGCCUUGAAAGAAAGUGUUGAGCUCUUUGGUGAAGAUUCUCCUGCUACCGUCUUGAAGCCUGAUUUAAGCAGUGGUAUCGAUCCUGAUGAUUACUUUAGUUCCAUCCCUUAUGAAAAGGGUUUCAAUUUGCUUUACCACAUUGAAAAGGUCGUAGGUGGUCCUACUGUCUUUGAACCUUACAUGAAGGCUCAUGUGGAACGUUUUGCUAGUAAAUCUAUCACCACCGAGGAUUGGUUAGCUCAUAUCCACGAAUAUAUGGAAGUCAACCAUGGUCAAGAGACACUCCAAAAGUUAAAGUCCAUCGAUUUUGAUCUUUGGAUUAACAGCCCCGGUAUGCCUCCCGUUGAUCCUAACUUUGAUACUAGCCUUGCUGAUGCUUGUUAUAACCUCGCUACACGUUGGGAUCAAGCCCGUGAUUCUGACGAUUUGUCUGCUUUCUCUCCCAAGGAUGUCGAAUCCUUCACUUCUACACAAAAGAUUGUCUUUUUGGAACGUUUAACAGAUUGUGAACCUUUACCUCACAGAGUUCUUGCCAAGAUGGAUGAACUUUAUGAAAUGAGCCCUAUCCGUAAUGCCGAUAUCCGAUUCCGUUGGGAGCAAAUCUGUGUCAUGGCCAGUUAUGAAAAGAUCUACCCUAGCGUCGUUGAAUUUAUUACCAAGCAAGGUCGUAUGAAGUUCGUUCGUCCUCUUUACCGUUACCUCUACAAUGCCAAGAACGGUGCUACUUUAGCGCAAGAGACUUUCUUGAAACACAAGAACUUUUACCAUCCUAUUGCCGCUCAACUCAUUGCCAAGGAUAUCAACUUGAAGCAAUAAAUAAUUUUUUUUUUCUUUUCAAUUUGUAAAUGUAAAAAAAAAAAAUACACAAACAAACACGCGCAUACUUUUAUUAUUUAAAUGUCCUUGACUUCAAAGAUCAUACCA
This is a messenger RNA of Mucor mucedo, 1994 nucleotides long. RefSeq names its product peptidase family M1-domain-containing protein. NCBI's taxonomy places the organism in Eukaryota, Fungi, Mucoromycota, Mucoromycetes, Mucorales, Mucoraceae. Gene Ontology annotation, molecular function: aminopeptidase activity; metallopeptidase activity; zinc ion binding. Gene Ontology annotation, cellular component: cytosol. The record is from RefSeq and is a predicted model, not a curated record. The transcript has 10 exons. Bases 42 to 1886 code for a protein of 614 amino acids. Gene Ontology annotation, biological process: proteolysis.